UGGGUAAAUAUAGCAUAUGUGUUCGUUGUUUGUUCGAACAUUUGUUAUAUACGAUAAAGUAACAUUACUACAAAGUGUAUACUUAUAGCACUUCCGUAUGCUUCCGUAAGGGCAAGCUUCGGAUCGCUUCGGACGGGACAAUGAACGGAGCAAUGGCUAUGGCACCAACGUCCCAGAACAGUGCGGAACCACCGAACAAGAAGCCUAGAGUCGAAGAUGUUACAGCGGAGAGACAGUACAGAAUCUGUGGCCUACGACUGAGCUGUGAUCAUGAGCGUGCGCCAAACAAAGAAAGAGAACGCUACAUUCGUUGAACAGAACAAAUCAGAGUUUUGCAAACUCCACUGACACAGCAUCUAUUGUCGAGUACCAAAUACGAUGCGUAUUUUAGAUAGAUUUGUGCGUCGCCUCAAUCUCGGAUAGUUUGCGCACAACCAUCAUUGCUCAGCCCAGAACACGAGACUAGCAGACCAAAUUGGUUAUGAUCGAAAUGCAUCAGAGUUCUUGCCAGGCCCUAUAUAUGAUCUUAACCAAAUCGGACAAGUUGUUGCUGGACCUGGAGCUAAAUAUCUUACAUUACCUGGCAUUCUAGGUGCAGGUCUCCCAAAAAUUACAUCCGAACAGCAGGAUACAGUAAAUAGAGCAAAGAAAUACGCGAUGGAACAAAGCAUCAAAAUGGUUCUAAUGAAACAGACCCUCGCGCAUCAACAGCAGCAAAUGGCUAGUCAACGGAAUCAGGUGCAGAGACAGCAGGCUCUCGCCCUCAUGUGCAGGGUAUAUGUGGGCAGCAUCAGUUUCGAAUUGAAAGAGGACACGAUCAGGCAGGCUUUCCUGCCUUUUGGUCCUAUAAAAUCGAUCAACAUGUCAUGGGAUCCUGUUACACAGAAGCACAAAGGAUUUGCAUUCGUCGAAUACGAGAUACCCGAAGCAGCACAACUUGCUUUGGAACAGAUGAAUGGUGUCAUGAUUGGUGGACGUAACAUCAAGGUAGCGGGACGUACCUAUAUAACGAAUUUCCUGUCCCCCAGCAAUCCUAUCAUCCCGCCGGAGGUUGUGGGGCGUCCGUCGAACAUGCCCCAAGCACAAUCCGUGAUAGAUGAAAUUACAGAAGAGAGUAAACAUUAUAAUCGUAUUUACAUUGCAUCCAUUCAUCAGGAUUUAACCGAGGAUGAUAUAAAAUCUGUAUUUGAAGCGUUCGGUCCUAUUACGUAUUGCAAAUUAGCGCAAGGAAGUUCGCCACACCGGCACAAAGGUUAUGGCUUUAUCGAAUACGAAACGAUGCAAGCCGCUUUGGAGGCUAUAGCGUCGAUGAAUUUGUUCGAUCUGGGUGGUCAGUACUUACGAGUAGGCAGAGCCAUUACUCCGCCAAAUGCUCUUAUGGGUCCGCCCAGUGGGACCAGUAUGAUGCCGACUGCAGCGGCAGUUGCAGCCGCCGCUGCGACAGCAAAGAUACAAGCAAUGGACGCCGUAGCUAGUAAUGCAGUUGCUCUUGGUUUAACCAAACUCGGAGCUGCUGCACCACCGAUAUUGAAUCAAGCUUUGCCUGGUAUAGUAAGACCCACACUUGCUCCCGCGACAAUUAUGGCGCCACCGACUAUAGCAACAGUAGCACCAGUCAUACCUCCACCUGGUAUAGCUAUACCACAAACUCUAACUCGACUACCGGCAAUUAUUCAACCGAUACCUGGACAACCAGUCGUUAUACCACCUCCAGCUGUCGUCACACCAACAAUAGUAGGAACUCCGGUUAUACCAGUCACGACUACGACAAACUCCGAUAUAAUGAGACGGGCGCAGGAACAAGCGGCGCACCAAAAGCAACAGGAGGAACUACAAAAAAAAUUACUGGAGGAGACAGAACCGCAAACGUUGCAACAGCAAGAGAACAUGUCGAUCAAGGGGCAGAGCGCGCGUCACCUUGUUAUGCAAAAGCUUAUGCGCAAAGUCGAGUCCCGUGUUGUUAUUUUGAGAAAUAUGGUAGCCCCGGAGGACGUGGAUGAAAGUUUACAAGAAGAAAUCCAGGACGAGUGUUCAAAGUUUGGGGUUGUAGAAAGAGUUAUUAUUUAUAAUGAACGACAAUCUGAGGACGACGAAGACGCGGAAGUUAUCGUAAAGAUUUUCGUUGAGUUCUCUCAAAUGAGCGAGGCGGAACGUGCAAGAGAUUCUUUAAAUGGCCGCUAUUUCGGUGGACGAUUGGUAAAAGGGGAACUGUACGAUCAAGCUCUAUUCGACAAUAGCGAUUUUUCUGGUUGAUCAAAAAACAUACAUUUGUCGUGCAUUGAAUUCCGUCAAUUUCUUUCGAACGAAAGAAUUUAUGUCUCAUGUUGACUGAUAUUUUGUACUUCAGCACCCGAAGUACUACUUCUUACAAACUUCAACGAUUAUAUGUCUGCCUCCUCGUUAAAAAGCCCAGACUUGAAUUUCAAUUUUUACAUCGAUCUACGUUUAAAAUCUGCAACUGUUUGUUAUUAUAAAUAUUUAAACAAUAUUUUUCGAAGACAGAAAUUUUAUUAAAGCUAAUAAAAAUACAAAAGAACGACCUUUUUCAAGAGAAGAUUCAAGUCUGAAACAGUGUAAUUAUCGAAGUUUUGUAAGAAGAUAUUCCACUUAAAUUUAGUAUUGAGGCUGUUACUUUUGUUUAUGUCGAGGAUGGUAUGAUCGAUGACAUAAAAGGAUACCAUACCUAAUGUAUGUAUAGAAACAUAGGAUAUUAAUAAAUUGUUUUAUGCAUAGACUAUACUUCAUACAAACAAUAAAUACGUAAAUUAUACAUAUAUCGUAAUACAAAUAUAUGUUACAAUAAAAUUUGUACAUAUUUAUUAGA
Colletes gigas is the source of this 2824-nucleotide messenger RNA. It is a transcript of the gene hfp, whose product is annotated as poly(U)-binding-splicing factor half pint. Gene Ontology annotation, molecular function: RNA binding. The record is from RefSeq and is a predicted model, not a curated record. Bases 658 to 2253 code for a protein of 531 amino acids. Gene Ontology annotation, cellular component: precatalytic spliceosome; catalytic step 2 spliceosome. The transcript has 14 exons. Lineage: Eukaryota; Metazoa; Arthropoda; Insecta; Hymenoptera; Colletidae. Gene Ontology annotation, biological process: alternative mRNA splicing, via spliceosome; regulation of alternative mRNA splicing, via spliceosome; mRNA splice site recognition.